AGCGGGGCUUGACAAAACAUGGCGGACACUAUCAUUCAAUCCGACAGCGGGGCUAACCCUGGGUGAGUUUCUCCUCUGCUUUCGUCAUCGCUCGGUAUUUUUGCUGCUUGUCUGCCCUUUUGGGUAUUUCCUUCGGGUGUUUUCUUGGUGCGAAAAGCCAAUCGCACUGCCUUCUCACCCACGAGGGGAAACAUACCACUCUGGGAGCACUCAUGCGGGACGGGAUGGGUGGUGGGGCAUCGGAGCUGAUAACAUCACAGCACUGUCGAACUCAAAAAGAACACCACGAUCAUUGUCCUCGGUGCAUCCGGUGACUUGGCGAAGAAGAAGACUGUAAGAACAUGUCCGAAUGAAGUCGAGGAAUUGGGAUGAAAACUAACAAUAUAUCACAGUUUCCCGCUCUCUUUGGUUUGGUUGGUCUCUCUCUUUUCUUAUUUCUCCUCCUUUGUCACGCGGGGGUGGGCUUAUUGAGCGCUGAUUCGUCGAGCAGCACAGAAACAACUUCCUUCCACAAGACUGUAAGAUAGUCGGAUAUGCGAGAACGAAAAUGGACGGGAAGGAAUACCUUUCUCGAGUCAAGUCGUACAUCAAGACUCCCACUAAGGAGAUGGAGGAGCAGCUGGAAACCUUCUUGAAAAAGUGUUCCUACGUCUCUGGUCUGUACGACCAGGACGAAUCUUUCAUGCGGCUCCGUGAACACCUCGACGACCUCGAGGCAGGGCGUCCGGAGAAUCAUCGUAUCUUCUACAUGGCAUUGCCCCCGAGUGUUUUCACAACCGUCUCUCAGCACUUGAAGAAGAACUGCUAUCCGGAUAGGGGAAUUGCGAGACUUAUUGUAAGGCCUGGAUAAGCCCGAACAGACUUGGUGAUUGGAAAUGGACUCAUGAUUUCGAUAGGUUGAGAAACCGUUUGGUAAAGAUUUGCAGAGCUCCAGGGACCUCCAGAAGUCUCUCGAGCCUGACUGGAAGGAGGAGGAGAUUUUCCGCAUCGACCAUUACCUUGGGAAGGAGAUGGUUAAAAAUUUGCUCAUUUUGAGAUUUGGUAACGAGUUCUUUGGCGCUACGUGGAAUAGAAACCAUAUCGACAACAUUCAGGUACGUUGCGCCGAAAAGGUCUGUGGUCUUGGAUAACGGGAUUAAUAUCUAUUCUUUGACUAGAUCACUUUCAAGGAGCCCUUUGGAACAGAAGGGCGUGGAGGUUACUUCGAUGAUUUUGGCAUUAUUCGCGAUGUGAUGCAGAACCGUUUGUCCCCUAUCGAUACGAGUGCCCUAUCACUACCUGACCCUUAUCAGAUCUUCUCCAGGUGUUGACUAUUAUUGGGAUGGAACGCCCGAUUUCGUUUUCCGCUGAAGAUAUCCGUGAUGAAAAGGUAAGGAGGAAGAACGCCUUUCGCCUUUGAGAUAUAGCUACUAACCGAUUUUACAGGUCCGAGUCCUUCGAGGAAUUCCGGCUAUUGAGCCCAAGAAUGUCAUCAUUGGCCAAUACGGAAAAUCUCUUGACGGUAGCAAGCCGGGAUAUCUGGAUGAUGACACUGUUCCUAAGGACAGCAGAUGUCCAACUUUCUGUGCCCUGGCUGUCUAUAUCAAGAACGAGAGAUGGGACGGCGUUCCAUUUAUCCUAAAGGCUGGGAAAGGUGACCAUCAAAAUCCUCUGUAGCGUGUAGUUUGCGAAUUCCCGCUGAUGUAUCCUUUCUAAAUAGCUUUGAACGAGCAGAAGACUGAAAUAAGAAUCCAGUUCAAGGACGUCACUAGCGGUAUCUUCAAGGACAUUCCUCGCAAUGAGCUUGUCAUUCGUGUCCAGCCCAACGAGAGUGUCUACAUUAAAAUGAAUUCGAAGCUGCCUGGGCUGAGUAUGCAGACUGCGGUCACCGAGCUUGAUCUCACCUAUAGACGCCGUUUCAGUGAUCUCAAAAUCCCAGAGGCGUAUGAGGCGCUUAUUCUCGACGCUCUGAAGGGCGACCACUCCAACUUUGUCCGCGAUGAUGAAUUGGACGCGAGUUGGAGAAUUUUCACUCCUCUGUUGCAUUACCUCGACGAGAACAAAGAGAUUAUUCCAAUGGAAUACCCAUACGGUAGGCCUUGAUGCGCUCCAAAAUUUAACGCAUGAUCUAACUUGUGUGAUAGGCUCGCGUGGACCGGCGGUUUUAGAUGAUUUCACAGCAUCUUACGGAUAUAAGUUUAAUGAUCUUGGAGGGUACCAGUGGCCUGUACAGAGCAGUGCUCCUCAUAAGCUCUAGCCAGGGGCCUUUCCUUUCCCGAUGCGAUGGCUUCUAAAACCUUCCGCAAAACUUCCAGGAACCUUGCCACAUCUUGACCGUGAAUUUCGUGGCAUGAGUGUUAUUUCUUUUUUGGAUCACAGCGACUUGGCCGAACCACCAAUUUUCAAUGUUAGAAAUUACCACAUUUGUUUCUUUUUCCUUUAUUUCCUUUUUUCUCUUUUUUUGCUUUCUUUUUUUUCCGGUUUUUCAUUUGUGCCUUUCCUACUACGGCUUUAUGUUGGAGGGUCUUUUUUUCACUCUUCCAUUUGAACGGCAAUUGUACUUUGAACGUCGCAAUUGCAUCCGGAUUAACCUGACAGGCCGGUUUGGAAGUUAGAUUAGGGGCUAUUAGUGCUCGAGCAGUUGAAGAGCGUGAUACCAACACUGAAGCGCUCAGUAAAGCCCGCCCCAUGACAGAGAGAUGCCUAGCCCUAAGAGUGUUUAGAUGUGCUCGAGCGCAGUGCUGUACUGUACGAGUACUGGUACGGUGCUCUGGCACGGUACUGUAUGAUCGUACUUGAUAUUCUAAGUUGCUGUGAAGCACCAUUCACAGAGUAUCAUUAGUAAGGUAUUGGCUACCAUUGACAUUUCUUGGCAGACUACCGGCAGGGGAUGACGCCGCCACCGCUAAUACAGUUCUUGAGGUAUGUAUGGUAGCACAUGGUUGAGCUCAGGGGGGAAUUUAUCAUGUUUGGCUGCACAGCUACGGUGCUCGUCCCGUGGGUAGGAUAGAGUUCCGGACAUCCUUUGCUACUUCAUCCCUGACCACAAUCUAUCAACAGAGUUCCACCUACUGGCGCGUCCUUCGAGAUAGUGACAAUAAACAAAUUUCUCCACCUCUCCCUCUCUCCUUUAGCAUACGCUCUCCCCCCCUCUCUCUUUUUUUUCUUUUCUUUUCUUUUCUUCUUUCCUUUCGAAGGAUUGGGGAGUGUCCUCAAACGGACGCAUCCCCGAUAUAAGCCCAUCGAUACCACUAUCCACCGCCCUCGUGGGAGCUCUAAAGCCUAGCACCGAGGUCAUCGCGGCGGUCACAGCCCCUCCACGCGAAUAGCAAUUCUCCGAUUUUAGGUUUAUGGCGGCGACAUGGGCGGGUACCCCAAAGAUUAGAGGCCCAUCGGACCCGGUUCGCAUGGUGUUGUUGACUGUGUGGUUCGUUUGCCUACUAUAACGUGAACCCCUUUUGCGAUCACCGGGGUGCAUGGACUUCCGGAAACCCACAAAAUGCGUUGCGAGCUGUGCUGACGCAUCACCCACCCUUCCUAGUCUUUCAGGAGUUCAGGUAGCGUUCCCCGGUUUGACAUUCGGCGAAAAUGGAACCGUCUCUCUCCUGUAAUUGAGGUUUAGGUGCUAACCGUGCUGGAACAUGUAGCUUGUGUGGGGAAUCGAAAUGGCCUGUAUGCACCCGGCGACUGCUCCUACACUUUUGGAAGUUUGCUGAAUUCCACGUCUUGUUCCAGACUGCUCGCCUUAUCUGCUAUCGCUUGGUCUCACCAAAUCGCUGAUGAGCCUGGUAUGGAACAUUGGCCCUUUGUCAGGCCUGAUAACCCAGCCGGUUGUUGGCGUUAUUGCGGACAGGUCUCGCUCACGUUUUGGUAUGGUCUGGGACCUUUGCGGAACUGGCUAAAUGCUGAUUGGGCAAAACAGGCAGGAGACGCCCGGUCAUGAUGGUUGGAGCUGCCGCUGUUGCAAUGGCGUUAAUUUCACUAGGUUGGACAAAGGAGAUUGUCGGGCUAUUCUUCUCGCCCGGGGAAACGGUUCGUCUCCGGUUACGCCGAAUUUGUCGGUUGCUGGUGCGUGGAGAGGAACUAAUAGACAGCAGGCAAAUACGUGCACGAUUCUCCUUGCGAUUCUAUUGAUAUAUUUAGUGGAUUUUGCUAUUAAUGCUGGUAGGCUAUCUUCCGUUGCUAACAUGAGACACCGGUGGUAAUCGCUAUUUAUAGUCCAGGCUUGUUGCAGAGCUCUCAUCGUCGAUACCCUGCCUUUUCCUCGACAACAGCACGGAAGUGCUUGGGGUACGCCCUUGAGCCAAUUCUGGUAUCGCCAAAGCUGACAAUAUAAUAGCUAGUAGGAUGAUUGCUGUGGGAAAUAUUGCAGGUUACUUUGCGUACGCAGAAACCUGCAAAAUUAGUUGCCUUCGAGAAGCUAAGAUUUUUAGGGGCACAAUUGACCUCAUGUCAAUCUUUGGUACUACUAUCGGCGAUACACAGUUCAAGCAGCUGAUGGUGCUUGCAUCUAUUUCACUCAUGUUCUGCAUUCUCAUAACUUGCCUCUCCGUAGAAGAGCGAGUGCUCCUAACUCCAAGGUAUACUAAUCAUGGAAACUUAAUUUUGUGGCGCUGACUAUGAACCCACAGGAAAUCUGAUGAGGGUUCGGGUGCGUUUCACGUUUUGGCCCUCAUCUGGAAGACAAUGUGGCAUCUCCCGACUGGGAUAUGGGAUAUGUGUGUGGUUCUUUUCUGGGCCUGGAUAGGUAAGCCAGCCCUACUAUGCACAGUGCGCAGAACGAUGGGGCUUGAAUGCGCAUAAGCUGAUAUCCCCGAAGGCUGGUUUCCAUUCAUGGUUUAUAGCACGACAUUCGUGGCCGAGGUUCUUAAACGCUACGACACAGUCGCCCGGGAAAACCUUGAGACCUCUGACGACCUUCUUGGCGACAUUGCCAGAGUGGGGAGUAUGGCAUUGGUUCUAUUCUCCUGUGUGUCUCUGGCCGCCUCAGUUCUAUUACCGUGGGUGGUAGACUCGCCAGAGUCAAGAGAGCAUGUCAAAAGGCAUCCCGUGCCAGCGAGCUCUUUGGAACGGUUCUCCAAAAGGAUUGCGCCUUAUAAGCCCAACCUAGCCAACACAUGGAUAUUUAGUCAUAUUGCCUACGCAUUUCUCAUGCUCACAACGAUAUUUGUUGGGACAGUGAGCUCUGCAACAUUCUGUGUCGCCCUUAGUGGAGUGUGGGUCAUCCAGUGUUCUAUCCCCUAUCCUGGCAAACUUUUUCUGAUAAAUCUCUAGGUCUUGGGCACUGAUGACCUGGGUAAUUGGGACAAAAGUGUCUGACUCUAGUUUUCGUACUGACAUCUCCCAAUAGGCACCUUUCAGCAUUGUAGGUGAAGAAAUCAACAAGCUCAGUGAGCCUUCCGGGACGGCGCACCUCUCUGGCGGUGGCGUCUACGACCCUGUUGCACAAAAUGAGUUUAAUCAUGAUGUCCAAGAAAUGGAAAUGAUCGGACCUUCGAUCUCCGCUAGCCCCACUCCAACGGUUACCGAUCCAGAGGCCCAGUCACAUGAGUCAAGUGACCUUGCGGGUGUAUAGUGAGUUACCUCUUCUGCAUAGUACCAUUGCCAGCCUACCAAGCACUAACAGAACAUAGCCUUGGAAUCAUAAAUGUGUUUUCAUGUCUUCCCCAAUUUCUGGGUUCUUUCAUAUCUUUCGUUGUAUUCUCCAUUCUUGAGCCGGGAAAAAGCCCGGAGUUCUCCGAGGGAGGAAGUGCGGAGGCGCCUACCUAUGGGGUAAACGCCAUUGCGGUCUGUAUGGGCAUUGGAGGAAUGGCCACUCUGGUGGCGGCCCACUUCACUGCAAGGUUUAGGGAUCGUUGAGUUGAGGUUUCCAAUAUUGGCAUUGGGGCGAACGUGCUGUAUAUUACUCUUAUUUCUCUGGACAAAGGUGUGGGAAGUAUGUUGCAACAAAUUAGAAUACCAUGGGCGUUUGGGAUAAGCCGCGAGCGGAACACCUCUUCAAUAAAAUUGAGUUUCAAAGGC
Molecule: messenger RNA, 6000 nt
Organism: Tuber aestivum (summer truffle)
Lineage: Eukaryota; Fungi; Ascomycota; Pezizomycetes; Pezizales; Tuberaceae
Source: the annotation of a GenBank genome assembly